GAGCAGCCCCAGCGUUAGCUAGCAAGUCGCCGCAGAAAUGGCCCGCUUGAAGCGUUAAAAGUGGCUCUUCAAGAUGUGAAACUCCGCCUGCGUUGUGUGAAGCAGCAGGGACUCAGACAAUCAUCGGUGGUGCAGCGGACGGUGGUGUUUUUUUUUCUUUUCUUCCCAAUAAAGGAUCAUGUGGUGGACCUGGCCCUUCCUUCCUGCUCUGGUGCUUCUCUCGGAGCUCUCUGUGGUGAGAGUCCAGACGGCACCGUGCCAGACCUGCCGAAAACUCACUGAGAGUUUCAUUACGGGCUUGGAGAGAACAGCCAACAAGAACUUUGGUGGAGGUAACACUGCCUGGGAGGAGGAGAAGCUGGCCAAGUAUGCACGCAGUGAGACUCGGCUCCUGGAGAUAGUAGAGGCUGCUUGUGAGAAAACAGAUUUUGAAUGUAAUCAGCUGCUGGAGCAGAUAGAGGACCAAGUGGAGACAUGGUGGUUCCACAGGCAGCAGGAAGCACCGGAUCUGUUUGAGUGGCUGUGCAUAGAGGAGCUGAGACUCUGCUGUCCACCUGGACGCUUUGGACCUGAUUGCAAAGAGUGUCCAUCAGGGCCCAGUGGUGUGUGUGGAGGACUGGGCCGCUGUGAGGGAGAAGGUACUCGCCUUGGCGAUGGAGAGUGUGUGUGCGAUCCCGGAUACUCGGGCAAUCUGUGCCAGAGCUGCGCUGAUGGUUACUACAGAGAGAAAAGGUCCAAUGACAGCACAGCAGCCUGUGCAGCGUGCUACCAUUCAUGUAAGAAGUGCUCAGGGCCACAGGACUACAAAUGCCUUGACUGCAAACCCGGCUGGAUCCUUCAUGACAACAAGUGUGUGGACAUUGAUGAGUGUGGUACAGAGCUGGCUCGCUGUCCUUCUAACACCUACUGUCACAACACAGAGGGAUCAUAUGAAUGCAGAGGCUGUGACCAGGCAUGUGUGGGCUGCAUGGGUAGUGGUCCUGCCCGCUGUAAGAAAUGUGCACGUGGCUACAGAUUGAAGGGAGCAAAGUGUCUUGAUAUAGAUGAAUGUAGUGAACGUGCAAUAGCAUGCCCAGGACUCAAUGAGGCCUGCAUCAACGAGGAGGGCUCCUUCCACUGUGACUGUGCCGAUGGAUUUAUUAGAAGAGAUAGCAUUUGUGUUGAGAAUAAGCCUCCUCCUGGCCCAGACAAGGGACUAUUUGACGACAUGACAGACGAUGAGGUCCUUGUGCUGCAGCAGAUGUUCUUUGGCGUUGUAAUCUGUGCUCUGGCGACGCUUGCUGCUAAGGGUGACAUGGUCUUCACAGCCAUUUUCAUCGGAGGUGUGGCUGCUAUGGCUGGAUACUGGCUGACAGAGAAGGGAGACUACAUGCUGGACGGAUUUCUGAAGGGACGCUAGACCGUCUGGGACCACGAUUCGAUAAGAGGAAGUUGGAAUACCAGCCAAUUACGGUGAAUGAGACUCAGUUUGGGGCAGGAAACUAUCUUUACAAAGCUAGCCUUUCAGGGAUUUUCUUUUGAUCGAAGAGUUACUUAAAAGGGCUCGGGUUUGUUAAUUUCUGUUUAUGAAUAGGAUAAUACAGGAAAAGGCAAGAACUUGAAGACUUUGAAGCUGAAAAUGUAAGAGGAUUAACAAAGCAACACUGCACUGAUAUAAAGGAACUGAACUUAAUCUCCCCUACCUCAACUUUGUUGGGAACAAGGGUGACAUAAAGACCACUACUGAUUGUGAAAAUCUAUUAUGCAUUUUGAUGUCUCAUCUGGCCUCUAUGUCGCUCAAGAAAAGAUGUCGUUUUCUUUCACACAAUGAAAACCUCCUGUUAUCAUGUCCAUCCACGUUUUUUUCACUAAUUUCCCCAUCAUUUGAAUGGUGCAUAAGUUUUGACUGUCAGGUUACUGCAACGCUUAAGCUUAUCGCUUAUAGGCAUGGGAUCAGAUGAAGAUAGCUGAAGAAUUUCCCAAAUCACCCUCCAACAGAGCACUCUGGGAUAUUUCCAUUAGGAACGACUGGUUGUUUAUCUUCACAGAAUGACUUUUUACCUCCUCCUCCUCCUCCUUGAAUGAUUCUUUUAAGUAAUAAUGCAUGAUAAUAGGAUUUGAAAUGAAAGGUACUGAACCGUAUGUAUUUAUUUAUUGUCUUAUUUUGGCAUGGAAGAUUAACUUUUAAUAGCUGCUGGAUCACCAGCGUUACUGCUUAGUGAGUGUGUGAGGGAAUGUGCUUUAGGUAAAUAGCAGCUCCGGUCUGGAUGAUGCAAAGCUAUUUUCUGUUGCCUUUUGUUUUGAAAGCACUAUUUGUUUGUUGAUGUUUAUCAUAUAUAUUUUUUUUCUUGACAUUUCCUCAUUUUUGUGUGCAUUAUCCAUGCAGAUUUCAAUCUGUUCAAUUGUAAUUCUAGCAGACAUAGUAGCAUCAUGUCGGGGAGCCACUGGAGCAUCACUUUCUUACCCGUCCAUCUAAUUUAUCUUUGAUUUUCCUUGUGUUGAAUGUUGUCCACAGAGUCCUGAUUCAUUAUAGAUGUUUGCUUUAGAAUAAAAAAAAAAUCUGCCACUCCUCA
Molecule: messenger RNA, 2552 nt
Organism: Stegastes partitus (bicolor damselfish)
Lineage: Eukaryota; Metazoa; Chordata; Actinopteri; Pomacentridae
Gene: creld1b
Product: cysteine-rich with EGF-like domains 1b
Exons: 11
Coding region: 179-1399 (406 amino acids)
Molecular function (GO): calcium ion binding
Source: RefSeq, a predicted model, not a curated record